UUCUUCCUCCUCUAAAGUCUUAACAGCAAUGGCGAUGGCCUUUCUCCAAGUCAAUUGAACCCCACCAUCAAACCCAAUUUGGAUCUCAGGAAUUCAAAACCUUCAUUUGUCUAUGGGAAUGGAGUCGGAAACGGGCAAGAAGAAGUCAUCAGUGUCGUCGAGUGUGCUGGGUCCGGGUUUCCGGUUCCAUCCGACGGACGAGGAGUUGGUGCAGUAUUAUUUGAGGCGAAAAGUCUGCGGGAAAGCUCUUCGGUUGGAUGCUAUUUCUGAGAUCGAUGUUUACAAGGCCGAGCCGUGGGAUCUUCCCUACAUGUCAAAGCUGAAGACCAGAGAUUUGGAGUGGUAUUUCUUCAGUGCGCUUGACAAGAAGUAUGGUAAUGGAGCAAGGACAAACCGGGCGACUGAAAAAGGAUAUUGGAAGACGACUGGAAAGGAUCGGGCUGUGUAUCACAAGACACAGAUUGUAGGCAUGAAAAAAACUCUUGUUUAUCAUAGCGGACGGGCCCCAAAGGGUCAGAGGACUAACUGGGUCAUGCAUGAGUACAGGCUUGCUGACUUGGGGUUGGAGGCUUCUGGAAUUGCUCAGGUGGGUUGUAUUGGUUGCAUGAUCAUGUCUCAUGAGUUUUUAUAGUACCUUUUGAAGGUGCCUGAAGACAUGAUUUUAGUUGGGAGCAUUAGCAUGGAUGAUCAAUGGCCAAGAACCUUAGUGAUUACCUAAGGUCUCAUCUGAAAUGCAUGUGGAGUCAAAAACAUCUGUAAAAGUGAGGAGCUUUGGCCCUCGUUUGAUGGAAGCUCAAGCAAGACUCAGAUGUUGGUCCGGGUACUGUUUGAGUUGGUUCUCAAAAGAGGUCAACCAGGGAGGGAGAUGGAAAUGCACAUCAAGCCUGCUCCUUGGAACCAGGCCUGUGGGCUUGAAGGCACCCCCCCUUCCUUCAGCUGGCUUCACCCUAUCUAUUCAUCUCUUUUUUCAAAUGGAUAUUUAGGCACCCUUUCUUGUUCAUGGAUUGAAGUAUUAUGUACUUUUUUGGAGAAGGAUGCCUUCGUGCUCUGCCGAGUCUUUCAAAAGAGUGGUUCAGGGUCAAAGAAUGGUGAACAGUACGGCGCACCAUUUGUGGAAGAGGAUUGGGAUGUCGAUGGUGAGUUGGAAUUAGUUCCUGCAGAUGAGGCUAAAGAUAAAUUUGACUUUGCUGAUGAUACCUGGUUGGACAGCCGUGAUCUUCAUCAGAUUCUUGCAUCAGAUGUUCCAUCAGACAGUGCUCCUCUUCUAGUGAACUUCCAACAUGCAGAUUGCAGCUACAUUGAGGAAACCACAGUCUCUACAAAUGAUACCCAAAAGCUCUUGGGGUGUAAUAAUUUGCCUGCUUCAUGUGAGACGGACGUUACACCAGACAAGCAGUACAUUGGUGAAUGCGGCAAAUCUAGCCGCUCCCAGAAUAUGGAUUAUUUACUUGAUGAAGCAUUCCUGGAUUCUUCUGAUAACCUGCAAUAUGGCGAUGGAGGAUUCAUCGAGACUAAUGAUCUCUCGAAUCCCAUUGAAACUGAUAGUGCUGCCUUUGAUAUGCUUGAGGAAUACCUUACAUUUUUUGAUGCCAAUGAUGGUAACUCAUUGGACUUUGCAUAUGAUCCCGCCCUGAUGCUUGGGAGUGAGGAUCUUGUUCCUGACAAAGCAAAGCUUCCUCAUAAGGGACUAUGUGAAGGUACCGAGAAAGCUAUAUUGCCAAUGGGAAAACUUAUGGAUGAUAUCAACAAUGAUGCAGCAUCAGUGUUUGAUGAGAAACAGUCGGAAAAUAAUCAAUCAGAUUUUCAGUAUCAAUUUGUCAGGAAGGCGAGUCAAAUGUUGGGAAAUAUCCCUGCUCCGUCUGCAUUUGCUGCUGAGUUUCCUUCCAAGGAUGCCAUUCUUCGUCUCAAUUCCUCAACUCAAUCUUCCAGUUCAGUGCAUGUCACAUCAGGCAUGAUACAAAUAAGAAACUUGAAUACGGAUGGUGCUUUUGCCAAGCAUGAAAACUUAAAUAUUCUCCUAUCUUUCGGUCUUUCACGAAGUGAUGAUGGCUCUUCCAGUUUGGAAUCAAGUGUUAGAAUACUUCCAGGGAAAGUUGCUUCUUCCAUCUCUAAGGGCUGGUUCUACUUCAUGUUUUUCUGGGUCCUAAUUCUCUCCGUCAGCUUCAAAAUUGCGACAUACGCCAAUUGAAGUCAGGCAGAGUGGACUCUGGUGCCACCCCCUAAUACCAUAGCAUGCGCUAAAGGUACAUCUCAACAUGCCUGAUGUUUUCUGUUUUAACUUAGUUAACUUACAGAUAGCAGAAAUUUUUUUUGUUAUUUCGUACUGGUUUAGUAGUUAGGACAAGGCAAAAUUUUGUUUUUGUUUUAUAACUAUAAGGCUGUCAUACAUUGCGUCGUUCAUCUAUUUAAACAAUACAUUUAGUCCUUCAAUUAUCAUGUGUAAGACAUUUAGUGCUUACUUAUAGUAUCGA
Molecule: messenger RNA, 2471 nt
Organism: Sesamum indicum (sesame)
Lineage: Eukaryota; Viridiplantae; Streptophyta; Magnoliopsida; Lamiales; Pedaliaceae
Product: NAC domain-containing protein 53
Biological process (GO): regulation of DNA-templated transcription
Molecular function (GO): DNA binding
Source: RefSeq, a predicted model, not a curated record